CGCCAUAUGAUAUCAGCAAGGCAUCAAUCAGGCAUCAGUUGGUAUUGUUCGGUAAGGAACCUCUAUAUUCCGACAUUAACAUGCGCAUCACGUGAUCAACUACCAUAUACCAUGGCUUGGCAUUGGUAGAUGGUAUACAACCACCACAACAGUGCCAAAAUUCGUGAGUAUCUGCUCACGAAUUCCACGCUAGCCACUGAUUACAGAAGCAUUGCAAUUGCCAAUCCUAUGCCCGAUUUCAGUAUGGGGGAAGCCCCGGGCGCCUGUGAAUCCCCGACUGCUUCCCCCCGGGAGCUCACCACCCUGAAGCGACCGCCCAAACGACCGAGACCAGAAACACCAAAGAGAACCACACAACCUGCUCCUACCCUCGGGAACUGGCAACUACCUGGCCAGUCUGUUCAGGACACGCCCCCAGCAUCCCCCUCCCAUGAAACCCCCCAGAGCCAAUUGGGCCUCGAGCUCCGAAGCCACAUUGCAGCAGCGGUAGCAUCCCGCACAGCGGAGAUAAAAACUACAGGAGAUGAGGUCCUGGACCUUGUGUCUAUGAUCAGUCAGAAAGUCUCCAGUUGGGAAGAAAAAGGCCUUAGGAGCGCAGCAGCCUUGGGCAAAGACUUUAGGACCCUGGUCCUCAAUUUCAGCAAGAACUUGGCGUCUGGGGACACCACCAAAUGGGAAGAGAACCAUCAGUCCUCUCCCUCUGUGCAUAGAGGCUAUGCCGAAGCUGCUAAAAAAGCCCCAGCUAACAUUCCCAAGACUCAACCCAAACUAUAUGAGACUCCCCACAAGUCACCACAACUGGAGAAGCCCCCCUGAAUCUUCCUCUGCCUCCCCAAAGAUCAUGCAGCCCGCCGAGCUAGCCCUUAUGCCACUAUGGAUACGCUAAGAAAACAUUUAGACAAGACCUGUUCUACAGCUGUAAAAGAGGUCCAACAAGUGCCCUCUGGCCUGGCUAUCUGGCCUAAGGAUGGUUUGGGUCUCCAGCUCCUCAUGGAACGUAGAGAGACCCU
This is a messenger RNA of Aspergillus ruber CBS 135680, 1010 nucleotides long. RefSeq lists its product as uncharacterized. Bases 130 to 816 code for a protein of 228 amino acids. The transcript has a single exon. Lineage: Eukaryota; Fungi; Ascomycota; Eurotiomycetes; Eurotiales; Aspergillaceae. The record is from RefSeq and is a predicted model, not a curated record.